Corylus avellana is the source of this 423-nucleotide messenger RNA. RefSeq lists its product as uncharacterized. Lineage: Eukaryota; Viridiplantae; Streptophyta; Magnoliopsida; Fagales; Betulaceae. The record is from RefSeq and is a predicted model, not a curated record. Gene Ontology annotation, molecular function: RNA-DNA hybrid ribonuclease activity; nucleic acid binding.
AUGGGUGUUGUGGCUCGCAAUGAACGAGGGCAGGUGCUGGUCGUACGAAGCUUGGUCAAACCAGGCAGACUCUCCCCUCUAGCAGCAGAGGCGUGGGCUGGAGGGCAAGCUCUAAUAUUUGGAAAAGAUGUGGGACUAAGGAAGAUCAUCUUGGAAGGGGACUCGAAGCUCAUGGUGGCCACUGUUAAUGGCAGAGAUGCUAGUGGGAGGGGUAUUGGGCAUUUGAUCGAAGACAGGUAUAUUCUGCUACAGCCUUUCAAUGAUUGGAAGGUGAUGGCGGUUCGAAGGUCUGCGAAUCAAGCGGCCCAUGAGGUAGCAAGGAUGGCCAUUCGGGCGAACACAGCGUGGACAUGGCAUUUUGCAUAUCCUGAUUGUAUUCAUGAGAUCAUUAUAGGGGAGACUCCCUCCUCUAAUAGUGUUUGA